CCCUCCCCAAAUUAACCCCCCAUUUCUCCCCACUGCUGCCCCACACCAGGAGUGCAAGAGGCCCCCGGAGGCGUUUGGCUUCGAGCAGGCGACGCGGGAAUACACCCUGCAGAGCUUCGGGGAGAUGGCCGACGCCUUCAAGGCCGACUACUUCAACAUGCCCGUCCAUAUGGUGCCCACGGAGCUGGUGGAGAAGGAGUUUUGGAGGCUGGUGAACAGCAUCGAGGAGGACGUGACGGUGGAGUAUGGGGCCGACAUUCACUCCAAGGAGUUCGGCAGCGGGUUCCCCAUCAGCGACGGCAGGAGGAAGCUCUCCCCAGAGGAGGAGGAGUACGCGGGCAGCGGGUGGAACCUGAACGUGAUGCCGGUGCUGCAGCAGUCGGUGCUUUGCCACAUCAACGCCGACAUCUCGGGCAUGAAGGUGCCCUGGCUCUACGUGGGGAUGGUUUUCUCCGCCUUCUGUUGGCACAUCGAGGACCAUUGGAGCUACUCCAUCAACUACCUGCAUUGGGGUGAGCCCAAGACGUGGUACGGGGUCCCGUCGUUCGCGGCCGAGCACCUGGAGGAGGUGAUGAAGAAACUGACCCCGGAGCUGUUUGAGACUCAGCCCGAUUUACUGCACCAGCUGGUCACGCUCAUGAACCCAAAUACCCUCAUGGCCCACGGGGUCCCGGUGGUGAGGACCAAGGGGGGGCUUCAUUGGGACCCCCACCCCAAUAUCAACUCCUUCAGACCCAAAUCUUAG
Coturnix japonica (Japanese quail) is the source of this 745-nucleotide messenger RNA. The record is from RefSeq and is a predicted model, not a curated record. Lineage: Eukaryota; Metazoa; Chordata; Aves; Galliformes; Phasianidae.